AUGAGCGAGGGCUUCAUUUACCGGCCAGAGUGGCGGAAGCCGCAUUGCCUGCGAGGCGCGCCGCUAAAGGCUCUUGUCGAGCUCUUUGAGAGCUAUGAUCUGCUACCCCCGGAGCAGGUGGCCGUGCUAACCCAGGCCGUCGAUGGUUUGCGGCUCCUAGACGGCUUCCAUCCCAUUUGGCGGCCAUGCAAGCUCCAGACCUUCUUUGCCGAGACUCGCCUAGUCCGGUAUUUUGUCGUCAACGGAGCUAUAGGAGCCGCAGCCGCUGGCACAAACGACUUGGAUUCGGGGGAGGCAGACUUCUUUAAGCAGCUUGAUAAGGACGCAGCUAUUGUGGAGGAGGAUGCUAAAGCAAAAGCUAAUAUCGUUCAUGGCUUUAAUAGUCACCGGUCUGCUGUGGUGCCGUGGCUGAGACGGAUAGGUAUCGAGGAGCAUACACGGGGCUUAAAGAAGGACGAGAUGCACGCCUCUUUUGCGGUGCCAAAGAAUGCCGACGACGAGCCCGAGCUGUUCCUGAUGCUAGAGCUGGCGUUGAGCCGCUUCCAUACUGCCGCUGUGGGCAGAGCACGGGGGUUCGACCCCAAGAAGGAGCCCAACACGCGCAAGACCAACUUCGGCUACUGGAAGCAGUUUUUGACUUAUUGCUACCGGGUGGCGUAUUGCGGCGGCCACUUCACCACGGCAGACGACGACCAGCGGACCCCUGAAAGCAGCAUCCAGCUCACGGGUGCCCAGGAAAAGGCGUGGGAAGCGGCCUUCCAGAGUGCUGUCGAGCAGGACCGGCCUGGGCUGAGAGAUGUCAUAUUAGUCCUAUCAAUGGCGCUAAUCUGCCACGAAUUUGGAGGCAAUCGGUAUAGCUCCCCACUGCUUAGCUUCUGUGCUAUGCUCAGCGUCAAGCCGUACACUAAGACUUGGAAGGAACCGGGCAAUUACAACAGCUGCUUGUCUGGUGUGAUCUGGGUUGUGCAGCUAAUCAUCUUCCACGCUAGCGCCUGUCUAGAGAAGGCGGAGCUAGGUGAUACGCUCGAGCGCAUUAAGCAGUAUUGCGGCUGUUUACUGUCUCGAAGGAGGUCGUUGGGCCGCACCAAGCACAGUGGGAUGUGGACGAGAAGGUCCUGA
Molecule: messenger RNA, 1119 nt
Organism: Mollisia scopiformis
Lineage: Eukaryota; Fungi; Ascomycota; Leotiomycetes; Helotiales; Mollisiaceae
Exons: 4
Coding region: 1-1119 (372 amino acids)
Source: RefSeq, a predicted model, not a curated record